AUGGGCUGCACCCUGUUGCCGGGCGACGCUUUCGUGGUUGGCGCCAGUGAGGACGGCCGCCUGUGCUACUGGGAGCUGGUGGACGCGCAGCUUCUGCUCAGCUUCCAGGCCCACCGCGGCCCCGUGUGCAGCGUCGCCGUGCCCUUCAUGACGGUCGUGCUCGUCCACAGCCGGGGCCGUGUUGGUGCGUCCGUGGAGGACCUUUUUGGGAGUGGCCCAGAAGAGCCGCUGAACUGCAUCCUUGAUGCGUGGCCAUUUACCGAGGCCGAGGUCGGGUCCCUCUUCAGCAUCCUGGUUGCGUGCGGCUUCGUCACCAAGGUCAGCAGCAUGUGGAACGCGAUCAGCCACAUCUCCUGGAUCGGCAUGCGCUUGAAAGCCAACCCCCUGGGCUGCAACCGGAACCACCGCGUGGCGCCGUUCUGGCUGAGCGAGAAGGUGAACGACCAGCACAGCCUGCGGCAGUCUUUGCUGGACGAGUGCGGCAACACGGCUCUGGCAGAAGAGCUGCACCUCAGCCGGGGGAUCCUGGCUCUCGCCCUGGCACUGCUGCGAGGCGCCGUCACGCCCGAACACGCAUGCCUGGAGGGGCUUGCUCCUGGCGACCGCAUUCCCAUCGUUCCUGGCCGCAACGCCUGGGCCGUCUUCUGCCAGGUUCGCCCCGGCGGCAUGGUGCUGCCCAGCGUGCCCAUGACAGCUGCGCAGCUGCUGACGCACAUCGCGCAUUUCAAGGCUGCAGGCGGUGCGAAGCAUGUCGCCGCCGGCCUGAGGGCCUUCCGCCGGUCCCUGCCCAACCACGUCGUGGCCCCCAUCAUGGCUGAGCAGCGGCUGCCGGCCCUGGAGCCGUCGGUGCAGCUGAUCGGGCGCAACGGCGGCUGGACCGAUGUGACCACGGUUCGCGGCGUGUACGUUGCGCCCGCCACAGACCUAGCAAACCCCUGA
This is a messenger RNA of Monoraphidium neglectum, 939 nucleotides long. RefSeq lists its product as hypothetical. The transcript is spliced from 6 exons. NCBI's taxonomy places the organism in Eukaryota, Viridiplantae, Chlorophyta, Chlorophyceae, Sphaeropleales, Selenastraceae. The coding region runs from base 1 to 939 and encodes 312 amino acids. Gene Ontology annotation, molecular function: protein binding. The record is from RefSeq and is a predicted model, not a curated record.